Messenger RNA from Daphnia pulex (common water flea), 1572 nucleotides. RefSeq lists its product as uncharacterized. The record is from RefSeq and is a predicted model, not a curated record. Bases 555 to 1433 code for a protein of 292 amino acids. The transcript is spliced from 5 exons. Gene Ontology annotation, molecular function: chitin binding. Gene Ontology annotation, cellular component: extracellular region. Lineage: Eukaryota; Metazoa; Arthropoda; Branchiopoda; Diplostraca; Daphniidae.
AUAGACCCAAUAUAAAAUAAGAAAAGGACGACCAACUUUCGGGGAUUAUCCGGUUGAUUUACGGUCCGUGACUCGAGUCUACAAAGUCAAAGAGACGGAGACGCAAAACAACUGGGCUCAAUCCCAAAUGAUUCCAGGAAAAACAUAUUGAUUGAUUCCCCAGUCUGCACUGCAUCGAAUCGAUAAACAACAGGCGGGCGAUACAGUCAAGAGAGCGGAGACCUUUUGACCGGUGGCCAGUCAUCCUUUAGUUCCAAGAGAGCCCAUGGGUUCUGUUUUCGACUGCGCCCAAGCUCUUGAGAUAUCAUCAACUCCUCCUCAAGGCCGGCUGGGAUCAUUGAACCUGGAUCUCCUUCCAGCUGCUGGUGUGUUCUCAUCGCCCCUUUAUUGGUGGUAGAGAUGCGUAUAGUGCUGCUCCAGCUGGUGAAAUGGUGACAACAAUCCGCAGCAGCCAACUCUUGGUGUUGGUUAAGCCCAAUUUGAAGAAAGUCAGCAACAGCAGUCACUGCCUCGCCAUUUGUAGGAGCAGUUCUCCCCGGCAAUAACACCAGACAAUGUUUUCUGUUAGCGAUGCUCUGCCUGGCCCAAUCCUUUCUCGCUCCCCAUUCGCCGUCCACCGAUUCCUAUGGCUGUUGGCCAUGUCAGCUCUGCACCAGGAAUUAUCAGGAGGAGGAGGAUUAGCGUGGGCGGCCAUUACGGGCGUCGGAUUGGCGGUGCCCAGCACUCCGCUGCAGAUCCAGAAAGCCACGCUGGGCAGCGUCCAGCCGGUCAGGACGGUGGAAUUGACCCAACGCCCCUGCGAUCUCAACGCCCUGUCGCGCAUCCCGGACGAUACGUAUUGCGACAAAUAUUACGUCUGCUCGGCGGGCAAGUACGUCGGACUCUUCUGCCCCAUCGGCAUGGCCUUUGACUACGGGCUGCAAGAAUGUCGGCUGAAGCAUCGCGUCGAUUGCUCCAAACGACCCCUCAUCUUCGGCAAUAGUGUCUUGCCGGGAGCUACAACUUCGACUGUGAUGCCGGAAUCAACAACAACAACAACUCCUACGCCCCACUGGACGACGAGUAUGCCCGGUAGAAUGACAUCCCCACCGAUUACCGACGCCCAUCCACCUGGACACGGCCAGCAGCACACGCAUGGGAGCGUUAUGACUCUGCCGUUUGGUGCCAAAGUGACAAUUCCCUUCGGGUCGACCCUAUUCCUUCCGCCCGGAACUCAAGUCGAGAUGCAACAACAGCAACAACAGUUAACACCGUCCUCAUCUCCAGCCCCUUCAUCGCAUUCGCAUCACCACCAUCGGUCCAGUAGUUCGAUUGAUGUCAUGAGCGAUCCUGUUAACAAGGAAACUCGAUCAGCUGUCGGCAAUGUCGACUCCGACUAUUACUUUGACGACGAAGGUGCCGUCGAUCCUGGAGUUACCGGCGGUGCUGAGUGACGAUAAUCAGCCAAAAACACGCGGAAUCCUUUGGGGGAAGGCGACAAUCCCGUUUCACAUCGAGUGAUGUCCCACGUACGGUAAUGAUCCUGAUCAAGAUGUAUCCUAAACGACAAUAAUACACUUUGUACUAAAUUUA